AUGUACUCCAAGUUUUGGCCUGCAGGAGGCCUCCCAGGCCGUCUUCACCACUAUACCGAAUCCCUCGUAACAUUUGAAUUCACAACAUCAACAACUCCUAAACCCCACUCCCUCCUCUUUGUCGGAGGCCUCGGCGAUGGCCUCGCAACAACAUCCUACAUGGCCGACCUCGCUCAAGCCCUCCAACCAACAGAUUGGUCCCUGUUCACGCUGAACCUCACAUCCUCACACUCUGCCUGGGGCCUAGGCCACUUAGACCGCGACACAGACGAGAUCGCACAAUGCCUGAACUACAUCCGUGACUACAAGACCGGAAAACUCACCAACAACACUCUCAACGCGAACGCAAAAAUCGUCCUAAUGGGUCACUCCACGGGCAGCCAAUGCGUGCUGCACUACCUCACCAAACCAAACCCACACACAAGCAUCAAAGGCUUCGACACCGACCUCAAGCACGUAACGCGCACUAAGCUCGACGGCGCAAUCAUGCAAGCGCCUGUCUCAGACCGUGAAGCCAUCCAAUGGGUCCUUAGCCAGGGCUGGAUGGGCCGAACCCCGGCGCAAGUGCAGCAAAUCUACAAGGACCUCGAGAAGCUGGCGCGUGAAGAGGUCGCUCGGAACCCGGACCCGGCAUUUGAUAGCUUGCUGCCGCUCCAUAUGACCGGGGUCAUCGGGUACCCCGGCAAUGUGCCGCUGUCGGCGCGUCGGUUUCUGAGUCUGGUUUCGCCAGGGAGCCCGGCGAGCCCGGGAGAGGAUGACCUGUUUAGCUCAGAUUUGGGUGAGGAGCAGCUGGCGGAGACGUUUGGGAAGGUUAGACAGGGCGGUUUGUUGGCGCAUAGAUUGAUGGUUCUGAUCUCUGGGUCGGAUCAGGCGAUUCCGGACUGGGUUGAUAAGGACGGCUUGCUACGAAAGUGGAGGAAGGUGCUGGAUGGUGGGAGGGCUGAGGGCGAAGCGGAGAUUUGGGAUGAAGAGGGGAGUGGGCUUGUGCCUGGGGCUUCGCAUGCCUUGAGUAACGAUGAUCAGGCGGAGCCGAGGAAGAACCUCGUUGAGAGGGUGACGACGUAUUUGAAGGGUGUAUAG
Aspergillus puulaauensis is the source of this 1080-nucleotide messenger RNA. RefSeq names its product putative siderophore biosynthesis lipase/esterase (gene sidJ). The coding region runs from base 1 to 1080 and encodes 359 amino acids. The record is from RefSeq and is a predicted model, not a curated record. NCBI's taxonomy places the organism in Eukaryota, Fungi, Ascomycota, Eurotiomycetes, Eurotiales, Aspergillaceae. The transcript is spliced from 2 exons.